AUGGAUCAGAUGAGGAAGGUCAUGGACGAGAUGAGGGAGAACAUGAGAAGGGCGAAUCCCAUAAAGGAUUUAGUCCAUCGAACAAACUCCCCUUUCACGGCUUCCAUCAAUGGUCACCCCUUACCCCCGAAGUUCAAGAUGCCUUCCUUGGAUUCGUAUGAUGAAACGCGUGACCUUUUCGAUCAUAUUGCUACUUUCAAGACUACAAUGCACCUUCAAGGGGUUCCAGACGAGAUUAUGUGUAGAGCCUUCCCUACCACCCUCAAAGGACCAGCACAAAUGUGGUUCAGCAAGAUACCUCUAAACACUGUGAGUUCUUUCGAAGAGUUUAGUAAGUUGUUUGUCAAUAAUUUCAUCAGAGGACAAAGGCACAAACGUUCCUCGUCCAGCCUGCUAACCAUUGAACAAGGAGAGAAUGAAAGCUUGCAGUCCUUCAUUACUCGUUUCAAUAGGGAAGCCCUAAUAGUGGACGAAAUGGACGACAAGUUGUUAUUGGCAGCCUUCCAUAAUGGAGUUAACUUUGACUUGUUCAUCCACAAGCUUUACGAACAAGAGCCUCAAACCAUGGCUGAACUCAUCCAUUCAGCCCCAAAUUUUAUGAAUGCAGAAGACGCGAUUAUGGCCAAGAAGAGAAAAAGAGCCGAGAGAAUGGAAGCAGAUCUCUCGCGCCACUCUAAACAAGGUCCUCGUCCAAAGAAGGGGUAG
This is a messenger RNA of Quercus robur (English oak), 705 nucleotides long. RefSeq lists its product as uncharacterized. Lineage: Eukaryota; Viridiplantae; Streptophyta; Magnoliopsida; Fagales; Fagaceae. The record is from RefSeq and is a predicted model, not a curated record. The transcript has a single exon. The coding region runs from base 1 to 705 and encodes 234 amino acids.